This is a messenger RNA of Theobroma cacao (cacao), 1183 nucleotides long. The record is from RefSeq and is a predicted model, not a curated record. NCBI's taxonomy places the organism in Eukaryota, Viridiplantae, Streptophyta, Magnoliopsida, Malvales, Malvaceae.
GAGUAGAAAAUGAAUCCCCACCAGCCCGCCGACCUUGCCAUCCAAUGGUAGAGUCUCCAUGACUUUCAGCUCUAUGAGACUAUGACUAUUAUCAUUAACCUCUAUAUUUAGAACCACGCCCUUGCAAAUUUAGGGGACCAAAACCGGCCAUUUCCUCAGCGCCAGAUAUCGUUUUCUAUCACCCACCUUUCUUCCAAUAUUUUGCCAAUGGAUUCAUUCACCGACAAUGAGAUAAUCCGUGAUUGUCCGCCUUUCUUCAAAGUAUACAAAGAUGGGCGUGUAGAGAGGUACACAGUCACGACGCCUGCUCCCGAAGGCAUAGACCCAAAGACCGGAGUCCAAUCUAAAGAUGUGGUGGUUUCACCAGGCGUCAAGGCCAGGAUUUUCAUGCCACAAACCAGAAGCCCGGGUAAGAAGCUUCCCCUCCUUGUCCACUACCAUGGCGGUGGAUUUUCCAUAGGAUCGGCCCUCGACACUGUCACCCAAAAGUUGCUCACGCCACUAGUAGUACAAGCCAAUAUCAUCGCCAUUUCGAUUGAUUACAGGUUAGCCCCCGAGUACCUUCUACCAAUUGCGUACGAUGAUUCAUGGGCUGGGCUACAAUGGGUUGCUUCUCAUGCAAAUGGACAAGGGCCCGAACCGUGGCUUAAUGAGAAUGCAGAUCUGGGGCGGGUUUUCUUGAUGGGUGAAAGUGCCGGAGCCACCAUUGCUCACUAUGUUGCAGUCCAAGCUGGUGCUACCAAACUGGUUGGCUUAAAAAUCAUAGGGACCCUUAUUGUACAUCCAUUUUUCGGCAGUAAAGAGCCUGAUGACAUAUACAAGUACGUUUGCCCAACAAGUCCCGGCUUCGACCAAGACCCGAAACUGAACCCGGCUGUGGAUCCGAACCUGAAGCAAAUGGCAUCUGAUAGGGUAAUCGUCAUGGUAGCAGAGAAAGAUGGAUUGAGAAGUAGAGGAGAGCUUUACUAUGAAACUUUGGUCAAGAGUGGGUGGGGAGGAAGUGUUGAAUUUGAUGAGUCAAAAGGAGAGGAUCAUUGCUUCCAUGUUUUACAUGACAAUGGCAAGGCUGAGGUCUUGAAGAAAAAGAUAGUUGAUUUUAUAAAGAAAGAUUAAGAUUCUUUUCAGGUGAUCGAUCCAUUAUAAUUUUACUUAAUUUAUAGCUCCAUGCUUACUUUACUAUCAA